Messenger RNA from Phytophthora nicotianae INRA-310, 1871 nucleotides. RefSeq lists its product as hypothetical. Gene Ontology annotation, molecular function: D-type glycerophospholipase activity. Gene Ontology annotation, cellular component: plasma membrane. Bases 1 to 1770 code for a protein of 589 amino acids. The record is from RefSeq and is a predicted model, not a curated record. The transcript has a single exon. NCBI's taxonomy places the organism in Eukaryota, Oomycota, Peronosporomycetes, Peronosporales, Peronosporaceae. Gene Ontology annotation, biological process: phospholipid catabolic process.
AUGGUCCGAGUCUCCGCUGUGACCUUCGUACUACUUUCCGUUCUUUCAUGGACUCCUACAUCGACUUCUACUCGCACUGGUGUUGUGUGUGCCAAAGUUGGUAGUGUGAUCUCGGCUGCAACACGGUUGUGUAUCUGUGAACCAUGUCACGUGUGUGAGUUCAAGAAAAAAUCGUUGUCUUGCGGCUACAUCGAGCGUCAAGGCCUCGAUAUAUCGGAUGGAUCGAACCUUAAAGUUGACCAGCCUUUGCUCGCACCGACAGAUUGGUUCCUUACAGAAGCCGAGAUAACCGCGUCUCGUGGUGGUUCACCUCGAAGCGACUUGGCCACUUACUCGACGGGAAAUGACGUGAAAACUUACACGUUCACUAAAGAAUUCUUCGAUGCCGCUUUCGCCGAUCUCUCAUCUUCCAAGACGGGAGAUCGAGUGAUGUUGACAGGAUGGGGUACCGACCUAAUUCCUUUCCAACCAGACGUCGACGGCGGCAAGAAGUCCCAAUUGCACGACGUGGUUUCCGGCGUGAUACAACGAGGAGGCAGUUUUCACGCACUAGUAUGGGCCAAUCUGUUGGAUAAAUCCCAGAAUAUCAAGGUACGCGACGACAUUAACGCCAUUCCAGUAUCACCGACCGGCGAGAAGCCUCUUUUCAUCUUCGAUGAUCGCACACGAGUUGUUACAUCUUCCCACCACCAGAAGAAUUUGAUCAUCGCAGCUAACACUUCCACUGGAGUUGACGAACACCCUGUGGCUUUUGUUGGCGGUGUUGACAUCACAUCGGAUCGCUGGGAUACCAUCUACCACAACGAGUCCGCUCUUCGUGAAGCUACAGGCGUAAGUGGAUCCUACAAAGGCUGGCUGGAUGGUCAUGUUCGAAUCCACGGUCCUGCUGCGAAAGAUGUGGCCGCUAACUUCCUCGCUCGCUGGAACUCUGACUACAAACCGACGCAGAGUCUCGCCCAUGAUCUACUGGACUUCGAGAACCCGUCCUACUCCGACUUACCGCCUCUGAACUAUGCGAGUAGCAAGACUAGCUCGAGUCUAGGGCGGCAGAACGUGCAGAUCGUCCGUACGUUCAGUUGUCAGUACAAACACUACAAUGAGUUCGCACCGCGCGGUGAGAACUCACUGUUCCAAGCACGUAUCAAGGCGCUGAAGAACGCCAAGAACUUCAUCUACAUUGAGGAUCAGUAUUUCAUCCUCGUACCGGAGUUGCUUAACGCACUUUUGGAAGUGAUGCCGACAAUCCAGCGCCUCAUUGUGGUGGUACAGUGUCCUGUUGGAGAAUCGAAAGCCACCGGAUACGACAAGUAUCUGUUCGAUAUGAUUGCCCCCAUCCAGAAACUUUACCCCAACAAACUUCAGAUUUACUCGACCAAAAAAGAGUUAAGUCUCUACAUCCACUCGAAGGUUGUGAUUAUCGACGACGUGUACCUGUCGGUUGGUUCAGCGAACUGGAAUCGACGUAGCAUGACCUCGGACUCCGAGUUGGCUGCCAAUAUCAUCGACAGUGAGACUGUGAAUUCUCCCGAUGGAAUCACGGUGCUAAAAGCUGCACGAGACUUCCGUAUCCGCAAAUUCCGGGAGAUGACAGGGCUGAGUUACGAGAAGUUGAACGCCAUGACGUUCAUCGAGGCCGCGAACCAGUUUGAUGUGGCUGCUGCAAGUAAAUCGAGCAUUAUCGAAGCGUACCAAGUCAAGGAACAGGCGUAUUUUACUGCGUUUACCGAUGUUGUUCGGAAGACAAUCGACCCACAGGAUACCUGCACGUAGCCGUGCCAUGAUGCCAAGUUGUAUACACUAACUAGACCGACUCCAUUUUUGCCUUGCAACAGUUCAUCAUGUACUGUCGCUUGAAUACAUUUACUGCAUUC